AUGGUGAUGAGCCUCGUUUCCACCGGCGGCCACUCCCUAGCUUCGGGGCCGCUCCUUAACUUCAGGACGACGCCACCGCCGCGCCGGCGACCUUCGCUGCCUUAUCUGAAGACCCCGCGCGCCGCCAUCGUGGAAUCGAGGCCGGUCAGAGUAGCACCUGCGACAAGGGAUAACGGUAACGGCGGGCUGGUCCUCGUUUCAGCCGGAGCCGCCGGAGGAGGAGGAGGAGGAGGAGGAGGUAGUCGAGCUGAGGAUAUGCAGGCGGAAGCUAGGGCGAUGGCUCGUGCAGUUGAUGCUAGGGCAGAAGCUAACGUUUAUGCCUAUCGGCGGCCGCACGGAGUUCGCUGGCGAUUCGCCUCAGAUCUAGUGGCGGGAAAUUGA
Molecule: messenger RNA, 381 nt
Organism: Linum trigynum
Lineage: Eukaryota; Viridiplantae; Streptophyta; Magnoliopsida; Malpighiales; Linaceae
Source: the annotation of a GenBank genome assembly